This is a messenger RNA of Penicillium malachiteum, 1137 nucleotides long. RefSeq lists its product as uncharacterized. Bases 1 to 1137 code for a protein of 378 amino acids. Lineage: Eukaryota; Fungi; Ascomycota; Eurotiomycetes; Eurotiales; Aspergillaceae. The record is from RefSeq and is a predicted model, not a curated record. The transcript has 3 exons.
AUGAUUUUCGAUGGUGCCGAUGAUUUGGAAUCGGUUCGCCUCUCGAGAUACUUCCCCAGUUGUCCUUGGGACCACAUCAUAGUCACAAGCCAAGACCAGGCUGCUGUCGGUCUUGUUGCUCCAGCCGGGCAGGCAAUUGAGCCCCUUGAAGAAAAAGCCGCCAUUGGGCUGCUUCUUGAAAAGGCAGCUCUUAGUGAACCUUCUUUGGAUGAUAUCAAACAAGCGACUACCAUAGUACACAGUCUGGGAUGUCUUCCGUUGGCUGUUGACCAAGCAGAUGCCUCCGAAGCCUCACACCUUCUUAUCCUAUUCUCCUUUCUUGAGGCUGGAGUGAUAUCGGAAUCGAUGCUCCUCAGAGGGUGCUCUCCCAAGAAGGUUUGGGGUCGCAAUGGUGAGAUGGCAGAGGUUAGUCCCGCCGAGGCAGGGCUGGAUUCAGAACUUGUCACCCUUCUCAACAAUGAAAUGCAACUUGAUAACGCAAUUGAACAACUCCUUGCAUUCUCAUUGAUUGAAAGUGCCAAUUCCGUUCAUGAAAGAAGAGCUUUUGGCAAUGUUGGACGCGAAAUGUUCGCUCAUGUUCCGCGCAUACUGAAAAAGUUUGACCAACUUGGACCUGAUUGCAGCCAAUACUCUAGGGUCAAGCAAGCACUUUGUGUGUUAUUAAUUUCCGCUGCAAGGUUUCAUUACAACCCCUGGAAGCGUGAAUGCAUUCACAGAAUCAAGGGUCUCCUAAAUGACAAGCAUGACUCUUACCUAAAAGCGCAGGCGGUCUUCACGGAUGCUCUUGUCCGGUGGUACCGUGCAUUGGGCAUCGUGGAGAGGUCCGGAUGGACCGAAGGGUUCAAUCAUGGGGUUAUCCUGUUCUCUAUUGCUCAAGUGCUCAUUCGAACUGGGAAGCUUGUUGAAUGCCAUUCUGCUCUUGAGAAUGCACAAAAGAGCCUGGCCGCUGAAGAGCGAAAAUACUGGAUCGUGGGUCUUGGCUCUUACUGGUACGAUUAUGUUGUGACUUCACUCGGCAAGGCUGGUCCAAGCCCCGUGGUCAUGCGAGACAAAGAAGUAAACGAUGCUCUUAUCAAUCAAAUCUUUGGUCGGGGAGAAACAAAUGCAUCUUUGCAGAGAAUGGCUGAUGGGCUCUAG